Messenger RNA from Aspergillus melleus, 759 nucleotides. RefSeq lists its product as uncharacterized. The record is from RefSeq and is a predicted model, not a curated record. Gene Ontology annotation, biological process: protein acetylation. Gene Ontology annotation, molecular function: N-acetyltransferase activity. The coding region runs from base 1 to 759 and encodes 252 amino acids. The transcript is spliced from 3 exons. NCBI's taxonomy places the organism in Eukaryota, Fungi, Ascomycota, Eurotiomycetes, Eurotiales, Aspergillaceae.
AUGCUUCUCAAUGCCAAAACCGCAAUCUCCACCUCCAAGGUGCUUCUCGUCCCAUACUCGAAAUGGCAUGUCCCGCGCUACCACGAGUGGAUGAAAGACCCGGAAAUCCAAGAAGCCACGGCCUCUGAACCCCUUUCCUUAGAAGAAGAAUACACCAUGCAACGCAGCUGGCGCCAGGACCCCGACAAACUAACCUUCAUCACCUGUCGCCCCAUCCCCGUCUCCAGAGCGCCAUCGACAUCCCAGGCCACCACACAAGAAGAAGACGACAGUCCCACUAACAUGAUCGGCGACAUCAACCUCUUUCUGCGCGUCGAUGACGGCGAAGAGGGGGACUCGGAACCGCUAAUUGUCGGGGAGAUCGAGCUCAUGGUUGCCGAGAAGGGGAAUCAGAGACAGGGGUUCGGGAGGGCCGCGUUGUUGGCGUUUUUGCGGUAUGUGGUUGACCACGAGGGAGCUAUUUUGGAGGAAUUUGUGGCCGGGGAUGAGCUGGCUAGGGAGGCGAUGGGGAAGAGGAAGAAGGGGGGUGAGGGUGAGGGGUUGAAGUUCUCGUGUUUGAGUGUCAAGAUCGGGCAGGGGAAUGGGAGGAGUUUGGCGCUGUUUGAGAGGGCGUUGUUUCAGAGGGUGACCGAGGAGCCGAAUUAUUUUGGGGAGUUUGAGUUGAGGAGGACGGAUUUGGGGAGGGAAAGUGUGGAUAGGGGGUUGGAGGGUGCUGGGGUUACGGGGUAUGUUGAGUUGGAGUAUGGGAGGUGUGAGUAG